Molecule: messenger RNA, 1023 nt
Organism: Stylonychia lemnae
Lineage: Eukaryota; Ciliophora; Spirotrichea; Sporadotrichida; Oxytrichidae
Source: the annotation of a GenBank genome assembly
AUGGGUAAUUGUUGUGCAUCAAAUACAGACUAUUCUAAGAAAGAAAUCGAUUCAUUAGUAUUGAUUCAAUCAUACUUCCGCGUCAAUGGAAGUUCAAGUGAAUCAAAUGGCUAUGGCAAAAAUCAUCUUAGUGUUCAUGGGCCAAACAGCGCUUAAAAAUAAAAGCCAGAAACUAUUGAAAAACUCCCAUAAUUUUAGCUUGGCCCAAAGGACCUAGAUUUAGAGAACCCAAAUGCAGUUAAUAGGGUGUAUAUAGAUGAAUUUAAGGAUGUUGGAGAUGGUAGACUUUAUAAAGGCCAAUGGAAUAAAAAGACUGGUGAGAGGGACGGUCUAGGUAUUUAAUUCUGGCCUGAUGGCUCAAAAUAUGAAGGUAUGUGGAAAAAAGACAAAGCAAAUGGAAAAGGAAGAAUGACUCAUGCUAAUGGUGAUAUUUAUGAAGGUAAUUGGAAAGAUGACAAGGCAGAUGGAUAGGGACUGUUCAUUGAUACAAAUGGUGCUAAAUAUGAGGGAGACUGGCUUGAUGAUAUGCAGCAUGGCAAUGGCCUUGAAACUUGGGAUAAUGGAGGUGCUAGAUAUCAAGGACAAUUCUUCAAAGGAAAGAAACACGGAAAAGGUAGAUUUGAUUGGGAAGAUGGAAGCUACUAUGAGGGUGAUUUUGUAGAUGGUCAGUUUUAAGGUUUCGGGAAAUACUAUUUUGCUGAUUUAGAUAAGAUUUAUCAGGGAGAAUUUAGAAUGAGUAACAUGGAAGGCAGAGGAUAGGAGUUAUGGAGUGAUGGUAGAAAAUAUGAUGGAGACUUCAAGAAUGGUAAAAAGGAUGGUGAAGGCACUUUCGAAUGGCCAAAUGGAAAUAAAUAUAUUGGAAGCUGGAAAAAAGGAAAAUAGCAUGGCAUAGGCAUUUGGGCUAGCGCUAAAGAAGGCACUAAGAGAUAAGGAGAAUGGGUUGAAGGAAAGAGACAUAGAUGGAUAUCAGGUAUAGAAAUGUUGGCUUAGCCAUCACCAACCAGAGGAGGUCAAAGGCUUUGA